Coffea eugenioides is the source of this 3920-nucleotide messenger RNA. RefSeq names its product protein PRD1. NCBI's taxonomy places the organism in Eukaryota, Viridiplantae, Streptophyta, Magnoliopsida, Gentianales, Rubiaceae. The coding region runs from base 1 to 3888 and encodes 1295 amino acids. The transcript has 9 exons. Gene Ontology annotation, biological process: meiotic DNA double-strand break formation. The record is from RefSeq and is a predicted model, not a curated record.
AUGUUCUUCACCAUCGCGCACCACCACUCCCCACCAUCGCCGCCACCGUACGAAGCAUGCUCGCAAGGCCACAGCACGGCCUUAAACCUCCCAACUUCGGAAGGCGGAAGGAUCUGCCUAGUCUGCCUCUCGAAUCUCAUCUCGAAUCCCAAAUCCCCAACAGUUCACGUCUCCUACGCCCUCUCUCAACUCUCCCAAGCCCUGGCUCAACCUCAAUUUCUCCACUCCUUCGUCACUUUCCACUCUCAUUUCCUAAUUUCUCCUCUCAUUCAGUCCCUUUCCGCCUUCAACGAUGCUGCCAUCGCCGCACAAAUCGUGGAUUUGGUUUUGCUAAUAUGUGACGCUGCUAAGGAUGGUCAAGUGUACGGAGAGUUCGUCGCAAAAGUUACUGAUCGUCUCUCGUCUUACUCCCUAGCUUGGAGUUGCCAACAGCUCCAAAUUCUUCAUUGCUUGGGCGUUCUCUUGGAGUGUCAGAAAAGUAAUCCUCAUGUAUAUGUCAAAGACAAAGGUGCCCUUGUUUUCAACCUUAUCGCAGGUCUUCAGUUGCCUAGUGAAGAAAUCCAAGGAGAGAUUCUGUUUGUUUUGUACAAAAUAGCUUUCCUGGUCAAUGCCAAUGAAGAUAAUGAUUUUUCUGAAGUAUUAGAUGCGAAUUGUGCUAAGCUUUUGGUCUUAUCACUGGAAGCCCUCAUGAAGACUCAAAGUGAUGAUGUUCGGUUGAACUGUAUAGCACUUUUGACAGUGUUUGCUCUUAGAGGAUGGUUUGAGAAUACAUGUAGAAAUGAAGUAAAGGAUUCUUUUGAAGCAGAGAAUCUGAUGCAAAUAUCAGAGCAGACCACAGAUGGCCGUCCUCUCAUUAGCUUGUUUGCUGAGGCUGUCAAAGGUCCCCUGCUUUCCUCAGAUUGCCAAGUUCAAGUUGCCACAUUGGAUUUGAUUUUUUUGGUGCUUGCAUGUGAAGGUGGCACUGAAGAAGAAAUCACAGUAAUGGUAGAGGAGAACAUUGCAGAUUAUGUACUUGAAAUACUGAGAUUAUCAGGAUGCAAGGAUCCACUGGUAAACUCUUGCAUUCAGGUUCUUGAUGUACUAUCAACAGCUGAGCAGGCAUUUAGACAAAGGCUUGCCAUUGGGUUUGCAACCCUGAUUCCUGUUCUGCAUCAUGUAGCCAAAGUUCCUUUUCAUCCUGCCCAAACUCAGUUGCUGAAGCUUGUAGGGAACUGUGUGUUAGAGUGUCCAGGAAUAGUUUCCAGAUCUGAUGUUGAAGAACUAAGCACUAUUAUGACAGGGAUGCUUAAGAAAAAUACAGGCAGGGAGUCAGGCAUUCUUCCAGAGACAUUCAAUCUGGCCUGCACAUUGUUAGUUACUCUAAUGAAAAAUUCAUCUUCCUGUGGGGCUUUAAGUUUAAGUUCACUUCAUGAUGCAUCAAGAGACGCUGUGUUGUCUUGUUUGGGUAACUAUGAUAAGCACCCUGAUCAACUUUUGCACUCCCUUUACCUGUUGAAAGAAACAUAUGCAUAUAGCCAUGCAGAAAAUAGUAGUGAACCAAUUAACUUGGAUCUGAGGCGCGGAAUCAUUUACGUAUGUCAAAAAGAUAUACUUCCAUGGUUCAUGACAACCAUCAAUGACAUAGAAGAGGAAGAUAUUAUCCUGGGGGUGAUUGAAACCUUUGAAUCCAUAAUGAUUCAGGAUACUGACACUGAAAUCAAGAAAUUGGCUGAGAUUAUGGUCUCUUCAUCCUGGUUUAGUGUCCUAUUAGGAUGUUUAGGGUCAUUUCCUUCUGAAAAUUUAAAAAUGAAGGUGUAUCUGAUUUUCAGUUUAAUAGCGGAUCUGCUCCUAGGUGAAGAUGCAGGACAGCCAAUACGAGGUGCUGCAUUCCACCUACCAUCUGACCCUAUAGAUUUGCUGUUCCUUCUGGGCCAGAAGAGCUCUCACAAUAUGCAUCUAUUUUCUUGUCAAUCUGCAGUACUUCUAAUACUAUAUGUAAGCUCUCUUUAUGAUGAUAGGCUUGCAGAUGAUAAGAUGGCGUUGGCUUCUUUAGAGCAGUAUAUUUUGCUUAAUGGCAGUGAUCUCUUGUGUGGAGCUUCUCCUUCACUGACAAUUGAGUUACUUGUGAACCUUUAUGGGCUAUAUAGAGGUCUUGCCAAGAUGAGUUACCAAGUCCCUUAUAGCCCAGAAGCAGAAAGAAUCCUGUUCCAUCUAUUGACUGAUGAGGAUUGGAAUUUACUUUCAAUAAAGUUUCAUUUUACUUCUCUCAAAUGGUUGUUCCAACAAGAUAAAAUCUUUAAGAUACUGUCAGAACAGAUGCUGAAUUUUUGUAGAAGCAACAGUUCUGGAGGAAGCAGUAUUAUUGCCUUUGGCAAAAAUAAGCUGAACUUAGAUGUAAGAUCAAUUGCAGAGUUGAUAAUGUCGGGACAUAAUUUUGGAUCAAUGCAUUUUGUGUGUUUACUUGGAGAGCUCAUAGAACAGGAUAACCAAGAAGAUGACAUCAUAUCAGUAGUUCAUACAAUUGCAGAAAUAAUUAAAGUGAUGCCAGCUACUUCAGAUCUGUUAUGCGUGCAUGGGAUAGCCAGUCCAAUGUGUAAUUUUUAUAGCCACUCAAGAUACUCAUCUCUUCCGGACUUAUUUAUCGACAUCUCCAAUCUAGUUAUUUUAAUUUUACGGUCAGUGCAAUCUGAGUCACUUUCUGAUGAUGAAACUUGGGUUGCUAUUUCCAUUAAGUUGAUGAAUUACUUGACAGGUACAAGAAAAACAGAUUGUUGGACCCAAGAAAGUAUUAUGGUGAUCAGCAUUUUUGCAUUGGUAUUGCACCACUCUACAAAUCAAGUGCUGAUUGAAACUUCCAAACUCAUACUUCUGAGUACUCCUUUAGCCUCAAUAAUAAAACAAGCUAUUGCUGAAGCUUGUUCAAAAGGACCAGCUCUAGUUGACCAUGAUGAAGAAACAAAAAAUGGAGAAGCUCUUAUUUGUUUGCUUUUACUGAUAUUCUUCUCUUUAAGAAGUCUAUCAGCUGUUCUACCAGGGAUAACAGAAUUGCAUAAUCUACUCAAGGAUGGCAAUGAGAAGCAGCCAAUAGCCUACAUUAGUUUGCAUUGUCGCGAUUUCUGCAAGUUGUUGCAUUUUGGCUCUCCCGCAAUAAAACUCGUUUCUUCAUAUUGCUUGCUGGAGCUAUUAAACAAAAUAUCAGAUCAAGGAAGUAGAGAGCCAGAUGGGUUAAACAUUAGAAGUGGCUAUCUAUUGUCCAUAAUGGCUAUUUUAGAAGGCCUGAUUUUUUCGAGUGAUGUCAGAACCUCUCUUAAUUGUUCCCGUUGUCUGUCGAUGUUUAUUGAUUGGAAAGAGCUGGAUGGGAAGGAAUUAGCUGCAGAAAGUAACAUCUGGUGCAGGAUGAUAGUGGAGGAACUAGUAAUGUUUUUGGCAGUUCCACGCAUCGGAUCAACAUCUUUCAUGAUCCAUCACAAGCCUGCAGUUAAUGUUGCUAUUGCUUUGCUAAAAUCAAAAGAAACUCCCCACUGGAUGGCUUCCGUGUUAGAUGAUUCUUCUUUAACUGCAAUUGUUCAAAACAUUACAAGAAGUAAUGUGAGCAGGGAACUUGUUCUUUUGUUUCGGGAGCUUCUAAAUUCUGGGUAUCUAAAGGCUGAACAUAUUGCCAGCCUAAAUCGGGUCUUCCAGGCUUGCAGGAAACAUUUAUAUGUGGAUGAAGUUCAAAAUGACACCAGUGAGGUACAAAAGGAGAAAGAAAGCGGACUUUCUGAUGGUUCAGGGAAAGUUUGUGAGAUCCUCAUUAACCUUAUGUCAUCUCUAUCUUCUCAUGAUGGCCUAGGGAGAUCACAAUGUACAAAUGAGGAACUACUGGCAGAAAUAGAUUCAUUCUCAAAGAGUCUAAUGGAUGAGGACUGAAUCUAAAUUGAAGAAAUUCAGUCUGCAUCUGA